This is a messenger RNA of Sphaeramia orbicularis (orbiculate cardinalfish), 1298 nucleotides long. RefSeq names its product ankyrin repeat domain 53 (gene ankrd53). Lineage: Eukaryota; Metazoa; Chordata; Actinopteri; Kurtiformes; Apogonidae. Gene Ontology annotation, molecular function: protein binding. The record is from RefSeq and is a predicted model, not a curated record. Gene Ontology annotation, cellular component: spindle pole. The transcript has 6 exons. The coding region runs from base 1 to 1206 and encodes 401 amino acids. Gene Ontology annotation, biological process: positive regulation of microtubule polymerization; mitotic metaphase chromosome alignment; regulation of mitotic spindle organization.
AUGGAACUCGUCAACAAAACCGGAAAACGGAGACGAGGGAAAUGCAAAAAGUGGCAGGAUUCGCACAUAUUUCCACAGGACGGACCCCCACUUCCGGCUGUGGUCCCCCAGAGGAAGGAGGAGCCGGUGGAACAGGCCGAAACAUUAGUGCGGAUGGACCGACUGGGUCUGUCACCUCUACAUGUGGCCUGCCUUCACGGCCAACUGGCCACUGUUCAGCUGCUCAUUGAAUCUGGGCUGUGGUGGAUCAACAGCGCCGAUGCUCCUGAGGGUCAGCGGCCCAUUCACAUGGUCCUGAGCGGCCGAAGUGCACCCAAAACCCACGCCUGCCUCAUUUACCUGCUGGAGCACGGUGCUGACGUCAAUGUCACCACAGACUCUGGGCAGACCCCUUUGCACCUGGCUGCCUCAGAGGGCCUCCUGGACUGCACCCAGACCCUUGUACAAGCCGGAGCAGAUAUGUCAGCCCAGGACACCAUGGGAUGUACACCUCUGGAUAUGGCCCGCAUCUGGGGUCACAGAGAGGUCGCCAGGUAUCUGAAAAACUGCAUGUGGCAGAAAAAUAAGAGGAAGGAAAGUGAGGAAAGGAAGCAAGUUCAGGUUUUAUACAGUGAACUGGUGGAUACGGUUAAACUCAACAAAAGGGCCCUAAACAAAGACAAAGUAGCAGAGUGGAUGAAAACCAAAGGCUUACCCAGUAUAAAAGAGGACGCACCCAGAGUUCUGGUGGGUCAGAACCACAUCCAGUGCCUCCCAUCGGAGCAGAGCAGCCCCAACCCAAAACCUGCCAGAGGUAAAUAUGAGCACCAACCAUGUGGAUGUCCAGAGGACAAGCAUGCAGAGUCCACUCUUACCCCAGCACCGAGGCCCUGGACCAUCUACACCGGUCUAAACCCAGCGAAGCCCCUCAUGGAGCCGAACCUCCAGGACAAAGUGUCAGUGUGGAGGGACCGCAUCAGUGGGCAGACCCAGUACACCACUGAGUGGAACGCCACCCCAUGGCCAGCUCCAAACCUGCCUCUGGAUACCAUCGAGAGGGUGUUUUUCCCCAGAGCCUACCCCCCCAGGAUCGGGUCUCUAGCAGACUUUGAGCCCCGGAAUAUCCUGAAAGUCCAGCACAGGGGGUACCCCCCAGGCCGGAGCACCUCCCCCUGGACAGAGGUGGCCAUGCACCUGGCUGAAGAACUGGAACCUGGACACUACUGAGCUCCAUAUCCUGGCCCAUCACACACUGGACUGCAGGACCUUAAACCACAGCUGUAUCCAGUGGAUGGGUGGAAUAUCUGGACUAAAGCUAC